AUCAGGUGAAAUGUCUCUCUAAACCAGAAAACGCACCCGAGGAACAUGAGGUACUCCGGACUUCUAUUAAUUUGUCUGGCAAUUUUGGUUUGCCUCGCCGUUGGUUGGGCAAAACCUGCGCCUAAAGCGGAAGCGGAAGCUGAAGCCAAGGCUUUAGCAGUUCCUGAAGCAGAUGCCGAAGCAGAAGCAGAUGCAAAUGCAGCGGGCGCUCCAGAAGCCAAGGCCAGUGCCGAACCAGAACCACCAAGUCCGGGAAAGAUAAGAAUUCCGAGAGAAAACUUACAAAAGACGUCAGACCUAGGAAAGUUAUCAAGGGAAAGGCAAUUUCAGAAAAAGCUAAAACCUACUAAAAGACCUAAUCCGAGACCGCCAAAACCUUCUAAAAGACCUAAUCCGAGACCGUCAAAACCUUCUAAAAGACCUAAUCCAAGACCGCCAAAACCUUCUAAAAGACCUAAUCCGAGACCGGCAAAACCUUCUAGAAAACCUAAACCAACCCGACGACCUACAAAGAGACCCAGAACGACUAAAAAACCUAGACCGACUCGACGAACUACAAAGAAACCAAGAACUACUAAAAGACCCAGACCGAGUCCGCGACCAACAGAGCCGAAACCAAAAACCACUUCUAGAUCACUAGAUAUCGAUAUAGACACUCCGUCUCCGGACUACAAGAACUACUACGAUACGUAUGGCGACGAUGAAAACCCCGUAGAACCUGAAGACGGUGAGAAGGAUGAAAAUUCCGAAGAAGGUGAAGAAGAUGAAAACCCCGAAGAAGAGGAAGAAGAUGAAAACCUUGACGAAGGUGAGGGGGAUGAAAACUCUGAAGAAGGUGAAGAGGAUGAAAACGCUGAAGAAGGUGAAGAGGACGAAAACGCUGAAGAAGGAGAGGAAGGUGAAGCCGAAGAAGGAGAAAAUGAAGAUGCUGCAGACGAAGACGGCGAAUCCGAAUAAACUUAAUGAUAAACAAGAAUGAAGACUUCCCCAUGAAAAUUGUUCUUCAAGGUCUAGGGAAUCUGUACCAUUAUGAACGGAAAUAAAAAUGCAUGAUUCCCUUA
This is a messenger RNA of Orussus abietinus, 1061 nucleotides long. RefSeq names its product protein TsetseEP-like. Lineage: Eukaryota; Metazoa; Arthropoda; Insecta; Hymenoptera; Orussidae. The record is from RefSeq and is a predicted model, not a curated record. The coding region runs from base 46 to 957 and encodes 303 amino acids. The transcript has 2 exons.